This is a messenger RNA of Jaculus jaculus (lesser Egyptian jerboa), 2693 nucleotides long. It is a transcript of the gene Naaladl1, whose product is annotated as N-acetylated alpha-linked acidic dipeptidase like 1. The record is from RefSeq and is a predicted model, not a curated record. NCBI's taxonomy places the organism in Eukaryota, Metazoa, Chordata, Mammalia, Rodentia, Dipodidae. Bases 1 to 2238 code for a protein of 745 amino acids. The transcript is spliced from 18 exons. Gene Ontology annotation, molecular function: carboxypeptidase activity.
AUGCACUGGGUGAAGGCACUAGGGCUGGUGGUCGGGGCCACUGCCCUGUUGGGGCUUGGGAUCAUCCUGGGCCACUUUGCCAUCCCCAAGGCAGCUGACUCACAGGCCCCGAAUCCCUCAGACCUUCAGGACCUGGACCUGGAGAUCCUUCAGGCUGUUCUGGGGCAACUGGAUGCCAGCAGGAUCCGAGAGAACCUUCGAGAACUCUCCAAGGAGCCACACCUGGCUUCCAGCCCCCGGGACGAGGCCCUGGUGCAGCUGCUGCUGGGGCGCUGGGCUGACUCGGUGUCAGGCCUGGAUUUGGCCAAGGCCUAUGAGUAUGAGGUGCUAUUGUCCUUCCCCAGCAGCACGCAACCCAACCGUGUGGAAGUGGUGGGCUCCCAAGGGGACAUCCUCCAUUCCUUCCGCCCAGGAGAGAAGAAUCUGACUGGGGAGCAGGCUGGGCCAGAUGUAAUACAGCCCUAUGCUGCCUAUGCUCCCCCUGGAACCCCAAAGGGCCUCCUGGUCUACGCCAACCGAGGCACCGAGGAGGACUUCCGGGAGCUGCAGGCUCAGGGCAUCAACCUCCAAGGCACCAUCGCCCUGACUCGCUAUGGUGGUGCAGGGCGUGGAGCCAAGGCUGUGAACGCUGCCAAGCACGGAGUGGUCGGGGUGCUGGUGUACACGGAUCCUGCAGACAUCAAUGAUGGGCAGAGCUUGCCCAGCGAGACCUUCCCAAAUUCCUGGGGCCUGCCUCCUUCUGGUGUGGAGCGAGGCUCCUACUAUGAGUACUUUGGAGACCCUCUUACUCCCUACCUCCCAGCCCACCCCUCUUCUUUCCGUCUGGGCAGUAACAAUGUCUCUGGAUUUCCCCCAAUUCCAUCCCAGCCCAUUGGCUUUGAGGACGCUAAAGACCUGCUCUGUAACCUCACUGGACCCUCAGCCCCAGCCUCCUGGCAGGGAGCCUUGGGCUGUGACUAUAAACUGGGGCCGGGCUUUCAGCCAGAUGGAAACUUCCAGACUGACAGCCAGGUCCAAGUGAGUAUUUACAACCGCCUGGAGCUGAGGAACUCCUCCAAUGUCCUAGGCAUCAUCCGUGGGGCUGUGGAGCCUGACCGCUAUGUGAUCUAUGGGAACCACCGGGACAGCUGGGUACACGGGGCUGUGGACCCCAGCAGUGGCACUGCGGUCCUCCUGGAGAUCUCCCGUGUCUUGGGGACCCUGCUGAAGAAAGGCACUUGGCGACCACGCCGGACAGUCAUAUUUGCCAGCUGGGGCGCAGAGGAGUUUGGGCUCAUUGGAUCCACGGAGUUCACAGAGGAAUUCCUCAACAAGCUGCAGGAGCGCACGGUGGCUUACAUCAAUGUAGACAUUGCUGUGUUUGCCAACGCUACCCUUCGUGCUCAGGGGACACCUCCUGUACAAAGUGUCAUCUUCUCUGCCACCAAAGAGAUCAAUGCACCAGGUCACAGCGGCCUCAGUAUCUACAACAACUGGAUCCAGUACUCCAACCGCACCAGCCCAGUGUAUGGCCUUAUCCCCAGCUUGGGUUCUCUGGGUGCCGGCAGCGACUAUGCCGCCUUCAUUCACUUCCUAGGCAUCUCUUCCAUGGACCUCGCCUACACCUAUGAUCGGAGCAAAACCUCAGCCAGGAUCUACCCCACCUACCACACGGCUUUUGACACCUUUGAUUAUGUAGAGAAGUUUCUGGACCCUGGCUUCAGCAGCCACCAAGCUGUGGCCCAGACUGCUGGGAGCGUGCUUCUCCGGCUCAGCGACAGCAUCUUCCUGCCUCUCAAUGUCACUGACUAUAGCGAGACCCUGCGCAGCUUCCUGAAGGCUGCCCAGCAGGACCUUGGAGGCCUGUUGGAGCAGCACAGCAUCAGCCUGGCGCCCCUGGUGACUGCAGUGGAGAAGUUCGAGACAGCAGCUGCAGACUUGGGCCAGCGCAUCUUAACACUACAGAAGGGCAGCCCAGACACUCUGCAGGUGCGGAUGGUCAAUGACCAGCUCAUGCUCUUGGAGCGUGCCUUCCUGAACCCACGGGCCUUCCCAGAGGAACGCUACUACAGCCAUGUGCUCUGGGCACCCCGUACCGGCCCUGUUGCCACAUUCCCAGGCCUGGCCAAUGCCUGCUUCAAGGCCCAGGGCACAGACUCCAGCUCUGAAGCUUGGGCUGAGGUGAAGAGACAGCUGAGCAUCGUGGUGAUGGCCCUAGAGGGUGCAGCAGACACCCUGAGACCUGUGGCUGACCUCUGACCAUAUCUUUCUUCAUUUUAUUCCUCUCCCACCUGUUUUCCUGGGGUGUGUCUCAGUCUUUCCUGAGACCAGGAGUGGACAUAACCACUUCAGAGGGGAGAGACUGGAGUUUUGAGGCAAUAGCUGGAGGUCCCAUCAGUUCCAGACACCUGAGGAGUGUAGCAAGUUCCAGGUGACAGUCUCCUCUCCUCAGCUCUUGGUUGGCAGAGUGGUAGCAGGACAGAAAGAGUGGGCAGGUACACACUGGAUAAAGCCAAUUAAUUGCUCAUGGUAUGGUAGGAGAGGAUAGGAUACACGAUGCCAACUCAGAGACCACCAAAGCCACCAUUCAGAGUGGAAGUGAUGCCCAGAGUGAACAUGGCCUUAUCCAACCUAUUUUCCUUUCUUCCCACUAUUAUGUGUGUCAUACCCCUCAAAACCCUCAAAUAAAUGAAGUCUAACAACUGGUCCCUAUA